This is a messenger RNA of Candida albicans SC5314, 1404 nucleotides long. RefSeq lists its product as uncharacterized. The transcript has a single exon. The coding region runs from base 1 to 1404 and encodes 467 amino acids. The record is from RefSeq and is a predicted model, not a curated record. NCBI's taxonomy places the organism in Eukaryota, Fungi, Ascomycota, Pichiomycetes, Serinales, Debaryomycetaceae.
AUGAAUUUUGCACUUUCAUCACCACAAACUCCUCCGCCCAAAACCAAGCUUCCCAGAAUACCAAAUGCACCACAAUCACCAACAAAAUUACACACCAAAUCUCUACCUACAGUGUUAGAAAUGACAACAUCAACCCCUGAAAAGGUCGCUGUGCUGUCACAACCAGUAUUUCCACCAUUACGUGCAUUUGAUCGUGCUUGGUCUUUAACCACUGAUGAUAGUCAUAUUCCAGUUUAUGAUCUACUCAAACUAUUACAUAAUUUACGAUUAGAGUCACUUCAUGACAUGCACGAAGAUAAUGAACUAAUUCACAUGGAUGAUAUGGUGAUUAAAUCACGAAUAGUUGAGCAAACAGAGUUUUUGCACAAUGUCAAUAAAGAACAAGCAUACCAGAUAAUAUACCAGAGUUUCUACGAUGCCAAAGAAAUUCUGAAAAAUACUGGGAGUCUAAAUUUGCAAUAUGAUAUUUUUAACAAUCAAUAUGAUCUGAUGAUAAUGAUGGCAAGUAAUAAUGGGAGUCAGGAAGAUAAUGACGACGAAGAUUAUGAUGAGACAGCAACGUUAAUGGAAAUGACCCAGAACUCUCCACUACAAGAAGAUUAUGAGGAUAUUCUUAUUCCACAACAAAUAUCAAAUUGGGUAAAACCAAAUAUAAAACUAGCAUUAACAGAAUUAGAACAGUUUCAUAUUAAACUAAAUAACCAAUAUUUGGGUUUAGAAAAUGAUUUACGACAAAUAAAACUGAAAAAUGAUUUAGAUUUAAAGGAGUUGCAAGUUUUGGUUGGGAAAAAUGAUCAUUUGAUAAGUAAAUUAAAUGAUAUUAGAGAUGAACUAUCCGGCAUCAAUAAUUGUUUAAUGGAGUAUAGAGACCAAUUUGAUAUGGAUAGUUUCAUAGCAUGCGAUAAUGAGAAAACAAAAGAAUGGCAAUCACAGUUGUUGAAUAAUAAUAAUGAUAGUAAUAAUAAUGAGGAAUUAAUGGUUUCCUGUUUCCAAUCUAUUGACGUAAUUGAGAAAGAAGUAUUAGAAGUCGAUAUCAAACUGAGUUGGUCCCUUGAUAAUACCCCUCUUACAACAGAAAUAAGAAUCUCUGAGAAGGAUCAUAUUUUUGUGUCUGAGACCAAAGAAGCUACACCUGACGUGCAACAAGUUGCUGAGACUGUACCUAAAACUGACAAUACUAGUGGUAUUGAGACAGCAGAUACAGUACAGAAAACCUCAAUUAUACCGAUAAUGUCUGACAAUGGAAGUAGUGACGACAUUAAAGAGUCAAAUUUGGUAAAAUCUCACAUUUCAAAUCCAAAUGUCACAGAAAUUAAGAAAAAGGGAAAGCUUAGUAAACAUAGUCACUACAUUGUUAUUGUGGCUAUAGGUGUAAUUUUUGCUUAUGUUAAAAGUAUGCUCUAA